This is a messenger RNA of Zerene cesonia (dogface butterfly), 697 nucleotides long. RefSeq names its product SNAPIN protein homolog (gene Snapin). Bases 219 to 659 code for a protein of 146 amino acids. The transcript is spliced from 3 exons. Gene Ontology annotation, molecular function: SNARE binding. Gene Ontology annotation, biological process: lysosome localization; endosome to lysosome transport; synaptic vesicle exocytosis. NCBI's taxonomy places the organism in Eukaryota, Metazoa, Arthropoda, Insecta, Lepidoptera, Pieridae. The record is from RefSeq and is a predicted model, not a curated record. Gene Ontology annotation, cellular component: synaptic vesicle; BLOC-1 complex; BORC complex.
AAUACAAGUGUAAAAAUGAAAAACUGUCAAAUUUCAUCACAUAGACUAGUUCUUAAAUUUGUGUCACUUAUUCCUCUUUCAGGAUUCUUUUUGUUAUAAUUCGAAAAAAUAAAAAACAAAAUAAAUAAAUCUCAAUAUUAUUUUAACGACGACUCGAAUUAAGUCCAUCAGUGUUUUGUGUAAACUAUAGAUCAAUAGGUACGAAAUAAAGCAUACAAAUGGAUGACACUGAAAGCACUACGACAUCCGCCGACGAGAACACUGGUAACUUAUGCGAUAAUCCUACGAGAGAUACUCUAGCUGAAGGCUUACUUGGUGUUUUUAAACCCAAAGUUGAUCAACUCGACGAUAGAGUUAGGGCUACAAGGAUAUGUCAGUUAGAACUGAAACAACGGAUAGAUUCUUUAAAUGAAGAGUUGCAAAGAGUUCAAGAGGCUUUGAACAAUCACCCAGACUUAGAUCCUUAUGUGAAAAAACUAAUUGCUUGCAAGCAUAAAGUAACUGUUGUUCUAAAUGUACUACAAGCGUCACAGGAUAGACUGAAUGAGAUAAGACAAAUGAUAAACAAAGAAAAGACUGUCCGUACAGUGCCCGAGACUAUCAGUGAACCAGAACAGAGUACAAGCAGUGUGGUCACCAGCCAAGGGAGCAUAAAUUAAUGCAAUGGAGACCCCUUAUCAAAAUCAUAUAAACAAGG